Messenger RNA from Suillus clintonianus, 1049 nucleotides. RefSeq names its product Fructosamine/Ketosamine-3-kinase. Lineage: Eukaryota; Fungi; Basidiomycota; Agaricomycetes; Boletales; Suillaceae. The transcript has 5 exons. The coding region runs from base 33 to 923 and encodes 296 amino acids. The record is from RefSeq and is a predicted model, not a curated record.
CACUCACUUACGGGUUCGAUACUUACCACAUAAUGGACAAGACAUUUCUCCCUCACCUUCAAAAAAUAGAACCUCAUGCACAGUUCAAAUUCAGUUUUCCGAUCAUAGAAUCGUCCCUUGGGAAGAAGUAUUAUGCCAAAGUAGGUUCACUCAACGAACGAGAGCAGUUCGUGGGAGAGGCAGAGUCGCUCAGAGCUAUACACAAUGCUGCACCAGGACUUGCUCCUCAGGUGCUCGCAGCGGUCGGUCCAGAUGAUUCUGCUGCAACAUCUGAACCGCCUUAUUUCCUGUCGGAAUAUCGCAGUAUCACAAGCCUUGCUUCAAACUACAAAGCAGGGGAGGAGCUUGGGACGAGGCUAGCCAAGGAGCUGCACGUGUACAAGAGUACCAUGGGCUUUGGAUUUCAUGUGCCUACCUUCUGUGGAGCAACUCGGCAAGACAAUGGCUGGCAUAAAACCUGGGAAGAAUGUUACAGCGCCAUGAUAGGAAGUCUCCUCUCCAAGCUUCGCGAGACAGGCAGGUUUUCAGAACUUUGCACCAAAGGAGAACAAGUGAGGUCCAAAGCGAUACCAUUCUUGCUUCGGCCCCUCGAGAUUGAGCCAGUGCUGUUGCAUGGUGAUCUGUGGAGCGGUAAUGCGGGCAUAGAUAAUUUAUCGGGUCAACCUGUCAUCUUCGAUCCAUCAUCUUACUAUGGUCACAACGAAGCUGAUCUGGCUAUCGCUCGUAUCUUCGGCGGGUUUCCACGAAGCUUUUUUGAAAAGUAUCAUGAACACCUGCCCAAGACCGACCCUGUGGAUCAGUACGAACUCAGAGCGGACCUUUACGAGCUCUACCAUUAUCUAAACCACACAAUCCUGUUUGGAAGUUCAUAUGCUGGAAGUGCUCUGCGCAAGAUGAACAUGCUCCUUGGGGCUUGCCCGUGAAUAAACACACGAGCCGUGACACAACAGGGAUUAUAUAUAGCAGGCAAACCAGUGUAACGGUCGAUGAAUCAAUAUUUUAUCUUCGUGACAGUUUCUCCGAGUCGACUAGCUCGAGGUUUAUCAAUG